AUGCACGCGGGCAAGGUCUCCCGAUCCAUCGCUCGGGAGACGUGUUCCGAGCUCUGGCGAGUCGACAGCUCACGUGCGCAUGCCGGCUGCCUGAGCUCGAAGGGCCAUGGCGGGGCUUACCUUGCGUUGACGGAGGACGCGGAGGCCGAGGAGAGGAGCUACCGAGAGCCCGCCACGGAGCAGGCGUGGAUCUCCACGGGGCCCGAGGCACCACCGCGCGACAUCCCAGUCAGGCCUGGGCUGUGCAGGCCGAACCUGGACAUGUACAAGACAGGGCAGGCCUGGCCGAAGCCCGACAUGUCAGAGGCAGACACUUUCAGGCGCACCGCACCGCGCUCCCCGCGAGCAAGAGGCGCGGCGCGAUCUCUCGGCCCCGCAAAGGCGGCCACGGGGAGGCUCCCGCCGCUGCACUCGGCGCGCCAGGCCCCGACCCGGCGGAAUCUGGAGGAGGUCGAGGCGGACUUGGAGAUGUGGAAACAGCGCAUGGCAGAGUCGGCCGCUCCAAGGACACUUGUAAAGUUUUGGCUACUCUCCGACGCCUCAGACGUGGACCUCGAGCAGGGCGCCGCCGACCGCCCGCCGGCGCCGCUGCUGCAGGACGGCGCGGUGGCGGAGGCUUUGCAGGCCCUCGACGAGCUGUGGAGCGGGUCCGACUCUGCGCCCGCGCUCGCCAGCUAUCAGCACUUGCUUCGGAGCGCCUCGAACGUCUCGGUCAGGGGGGAGUACGACGCCGUGCGCAGCGACCGUCGGCGGCGGGGAGCGGUCAUGGCCAACCCGUCCUCGCCGGCGCUGCAGAUUGUGGGCAUGUUCGACAGCGGCACCAACUUGCUCGGGGCACUGCUGCAGGCCAACCUCGGCGAAGGCACCAUGAAGGAGGUCUGCCCUGGGAGCGACUCGGAGGGCUACCACUGUUUCUUCUGGAAGCACAGCCCGCCGCAGCAGCUGGCGCGGGAGCUCGGCACCCUUCAGCGGAAGAGGCGGAGUACCGUGCUGGUCGCCAUGGUGAGAAGUCCGUUGGCACAUUUGGUCAGCUGGGUGAAGGCGCCGUACGAACUGGACAAGUGUGUCAAAUCUACGAAGUUCGAGCAUGACGAGAAGGCCAACUGCGCGAUCCGCGGGGAGCCGUUCAGCGGGCUGACGGGGGUGUGGAACAGCUACCUCCGAGAAUACGACGGGCGGCAUGACGCCAGCGGCAGCAGCCAUCCGGUGAUCGUCGUCGAGUACGAGCGUCUGGUGAUCGAGCCGGAGGCAGUGGUCCGGGAGAUUGCCGCGGCGCUCGGCGUCAAGGUCCACUCCACCAUGCGGACGCUCGAGGCCCCCGCCAAGCAGCACGGCAGCCCACACGGCCGGGAGAAGGCUUUGCAAGAUUUGGCGGAGGCGGCGUGGUUGCAGAAGUACCCCGUGUCGAACAAGACCAUCAGGUCCUCGCUGUGCAAGAAUCUCGACGCCCUGGCCAUGAGGAGGCACGCCGUCCCCACCGCGCCCAAGCAGAGUUUGUACAUGCACGACUGCGCAUGA
Prorocentrum cordatum is the source of this 1518-nucleotide messenger RNA. NCBI's taxonomy places the organism in Eukaryota, Dinophyceae, Prorocentrales, Prorocentraceae. The record is from the annotation of a GenBank genome assembly.